AUAAAUAUUGUUAUAAAAUGGAAUUUAGGCGAUCCUGUCGUAAGAACUAAGUUAGGUAAUAUAAGAGGUUUAAAAGCUGGAAAUGAUGACUAUUCUAUGUAUUUGGGCGUGCCUUAUGCGACGGUGGACAAUGAAAACCCUUUUGGUCGGUCCAUUCCAUUCCCUAAAUUUGAAGGAGUGUUCGACGCCAACGACGAUAACGUGAUGUGCCCGCAAAUAGAAGAUUACAACCACACACUAACUGGAUCGCUGGAUUGCCUUUAUUUAAACAUCUACGUACCAAACGUGGCCUCAGUACAAAAUCCUCUGCCCGUACUAAUCUAUAUACCGGGCGGACGUAAUGAGGUUGGUUUUCCAGGAAGACAUAUUUAUGGACCCACAUUUUUAAUGAAACAAGAUAUAAUUCUCAUAAUAAUAAGUUUUCGUUUAGGUCCGUAUGGAUUUAUGUGUCUUGAUACGUCAGAAAUACCAGGUAAUCAAGGGCUCAAAGAUCAACUUUUAGCGCUCAAGUGGAUAAGUGAAAAUAUAGACGCGUUUGGUGGGGAUCCGCAAAGAAUAACAUUGGCCGGCGCUAGUGCUGGCGGAUUACACGCGUCUUUACAUUUCAUGCGCACAAAGUAUCCCCUGUUUCAACAAAUCAUCCUUCAAGGCGGCUUAAUGGCGUACCCACUAAUAAUGGGCAAUUCAGAUGUCACUGUACCCCACAGAAUAGCUGAGGAACUUGGACUCAAAACAGACAAUACGAGUGAGGCAAUUAAAUUCUUAACUAUUCAAGAUCCCUUAGCAGUUAUAAAAGCAUCGAGUAAAUUAAACAUACUUUAUACAAUAUGUAUAGAGAAAGAAUUCGAUAAUGUCGAAAAUUUUAUUACGAGGCACAUGGCACAUAUCACUGAAAUACCAAGUAUCAGAAAGAUGCCCAUGUUAAUACAACAAUCUAACAAUGAACUACUGCAUCAUUACGCGUCAACAGAUUUCGAUAACACAAACAAAAAUAUAUUCAAAGAUAUAUUAUACGCCUUAUUUGACUUUGACGAAGAACGGCUUGAAACAAUAGAAGACCAGGUCAGACAUUUUUACAUAGGGGACGAGGAAGUGAGUAAUAAAGUUAAACAAAAAAUAAUUGACUUCGCAUCGGACACGGUACACACAUAUCCAACAAAGAUAAACAUUGAAAGGUUUAUUAAAAACAACGUAAAGAAAUUGUACUACUAUGUGUUUUCGUAUUUUGGAGAAAGAAACUUUAUUAGACAAAUAUAUGGAGUGAACGACUCAUUUCAAGGAGCUGCUCAUGUUGACGACCAAGGAUAUCUGUUCGACACGGUACCUAUUAAAGACAAACAUUCACCAAAUGACCAACUCAUGAUAGAUCGUGUAACCACAAUGUGGGCCAACUUUGUUAAGUAUGGAGACCCACAACCGACAACAUCCGAAUUACUGCCACUAGAAUGGAAACCGGUAACAAAAGAUUCGCUUUUUUAUUAUAAUCUCGGUUUAAAUGUGAGCACUGGGAUCCAACCGUUCCCGAAAAGGAUGGCUUUCUGGGAUUUAUUCUACAAAUUAAAUGGCAAAUACGAAAGGUUACCGACAAUGCAUUAAAAGUAAUUUGGAUAUACUUAAAAGACAAUGGAAUAAACAGAAAGGAAGAGGAAAUUAAUGAUUAGAAAAUAGUACAGCACGUGUUGUUCGAAAUAUAUGGUGUCGGAGUAGAUACGGCAAAAAAAGUAAAAAAAUUACCAUAUAAUUUUAUAAAUUUUAAUAUAAUGACUUUAA
Manduca sexta (tobacco hornworm) is the source of this 1770-nucleotide messenger RNA. RefSeq names its product esterase FE4. Lineage: Eukaryota; Metazoa; Arthropoda; Insecta; Lepidoptera; Sphingidae. The record is from RefSeq and is a predicted model, not a curated record. The transcript has 3 exons. The coding region runs from base 97 to 1596 and encodes 499 amino acids.